AUGACCGACCAAAUCGAAGCCGCAAAGCGCGCAGCCGGUAAGACCGCUGUCAACAACCACUACCCCAAAGAUGCCAAAUGGGUUGGUAUCGGCAGCGGCUCGACGAUUCAGUAUGUGAUCGAAGCGAUCAACGAACUCGACGUCGACACCUCCAUGACCAAAUACGUGCCUACGGGUUUCCAAUCGAAACAGCUCAUUGUCGAGGCUGGUCUGACCCCCAUCGAGUUCGAUUCUAUCCCCGAGGGCACUGUGCUGGAUAUUGCGUUUGACGGGGCGGAUGAGGUGGAUGAGGAUUUGAAUUUGAUCAAGGGUGGUGGUGCUUGUUUGUUUCAGGAGAAGAUUGUGGCGUUGCAGGCGAAGGAGUUUAUCUGCGUUGCUGACUCGCGAAAACUCCAAUCCCGCCUCCUCUCAAACUGGAAGUAUAUCCCAAUUGAGGUCGCCCCCAUCGCCGCGCGUCGUGUCCUCACCAAACUCAGAGAACUCGGCAGUAUCAACCCCAUGGUGCGCCUCAGUGCAAGCCCCAAGGAAGGUCCCCUGAAGAGCGACCAGGACUUUUUCAUCAUCGACGCUCCCUUCAAGCCUCUUCUCACCAAGGCCGAUGUCGAGGCUGGCAAUAAUGGCAGCGGAAAGGAUGGUGUGUGGGAGGUUGAAAAUCUGGCUCGCGCGAUCAAGGGCAUUGCCGGUGUGUUAGAAGUUGGUGUUUUCUAUGGCUCGAAUGGCCCGCAGGCGCAGGCUAGGGGCGGUAUUGGUGGUCAGAAGCCGGUGGCUGCUUACUUUGGUAUGACUGAUGGUACUGUGACUGUCAGGAAGGCGCAGCAGUAG
Molecule: messenger RNA, 822 nt
Organism: Aspergillus ruber CBS 135680
Lineage: Eukaryota; Fungi; Ascomycota; Eurotiomycetes; Eurotiales; Aspergillaceae
Product: ribose-5-phosphate isomerase RKI1
Exons: 2
Coding region: 1-822 (273 amino acids)
Biological process (GO): D-ribose metabolic process; pentose-phosphate shunt, non-oxidative branch
Cellular component (GO): intracellular membrane-bounded organelle
Molecular function (GO): ribose-5-phosphate isomerase activity
Source: RefSeq, a predicted model, not a curated record